AUGCCUUCUAACACGGCGUUGUCAUCAAUCAUAGCAUGGAAGUGCCCGCAAUGCACCAUCAGGACGCUCUCGACCUCCUCGCGGCAACUGGCAGUCGGACCAGAGCACCCACGCUACAUCACGAUCCCUGAGCCACCACAACAGACGCUGCCAUAUCCUCCUCGGCAGAAGGGUGUGUUACCAGUCCCACGCAAUGUAUUCUCAGGCACGAGUCGAGACCAGUCCACCGACGAGGCCAUUGCGGAUGCUACCAAGCGCCCACUAAAGGAGAGGACGCCGGCGAGGGGCAGUCGCGAGGAGUGGAAGGCGAAGAUGAGCGAAGUGCGGCGGCAGAAUCUGCGCGAGGGACUGAAGAGUCUGCGUAGUCGGCAACAGACGACUCAACAGCAGGAACGGGCACGGUCCAAUGCGAAGAUGCRGGAGCGGGAGGAGUUGUUGGCGAGACCAGAAAGGGAGGACGAGCGUUUGACGGCGCCCAGCAAUAACCUGGAUCUGCAAGCUCUACUUCAUGGCCAAGUGCCCGACCCUACCAGACGACAGCGGCUGGCUGCGAAGCGGAUCAACCUCCAAAACAAGACGUCGGAGAAGCAGCAGGAGCGGAUGGAUGCCCUUCACUCAUUGUAUAUGAAUGCUCGCACCUUCAUCGUCACUCCACAGCAGCUCGAUAAAGCUGUUGACGAAGCAUUUGGUUCGGUUGAGAAGCCCAGGGUUUUCGGCUCCAGCUACAACUCUAUCGACACUAUGCCUGUACAGAAAUCCAUCUGGGCAGAGGGCAGACCCGAGCGUGUGCAGGAUAUGCUCAACAGGGCCAACAACCAACGGCCGAGGGCUGCCAUCGAAAGCGCCGGUGGCAAUACUGAGAUCAACAAGGAGCGAAUCAAGAGAAUUGCCGAGACACUCACUGGUGGCAAGAUGGAUGACGAGGCGAGGCGGUGA
Molecule: messenger RNA, 936 nt
Organism: Ramularia collo-cygni
Lineage: Eukaryota; Fungi; Ascomycota; Dothideomycetes; Mycosphaerellales; Mycosphaerellaceae
Exons: 1
Coding region: 1-936 (311 amino acids)
Source: RefSeq, a predicted model, not a curated record